AUGGUGAAAGCGGGAAGCAAAAGAGGUGCAGCAGCUGAAGAAGAACCCAAUGACGGAGCAGCAGCAGGAGAUUAUGAGAAGCGAAGGGCUGAGAGAAUCAAAGAGAACAAAGAGAGACUACACAAACUUGGCAUUCUCGAGCUCACAAAGAACCUAAAUCCCCCUUCCAAGAAACUCACCACUCCCCGAAUCAGCCGCCAGGUGGUGUCAAUUGAUGACCCACCUCGCCGCUCUUUUAGGUUGAAGGAUAAGCCUCCAGUUAGUUACAAAGAAAAGACGAUUCCCAAGACGGAUAAGAUAUCAAAAGAGGAUGUAGAGAUUAAUAUAGGAGAAGGUGAAAACACUGAAUUCUACACAGAGGAACAUGAAAAGCUUUUAGGUGACUGCCAGAAUGCUUGGAAUCUCUGUGUUGAUGGUUAUGGUGAAGAUGGCCAGCGUGUAUAUGAUCCUGAUAAUGGCAAGUCAUGCCAUCAGUGCAGGCAGAAAACUCUUGGUCAACGAACUGCGUGCAGCAAUUGCAAGCUGGGUCAAGGACAAUUCUGUGGAGAUUGUCUGUACAUGAGGUAUGGAGAGAACGUCACUGAAACAAAUGAAAACGCAAAUUGGAUUUGCCCUGUCUGCCGAGGAAUAUGCAAUUGCAGUCUAUGCAGGCGUGCAAAGGGGUAUGCAGCAACUGGUGCAAUCUACAGAAAGGUACUGCGUCUUGGUUACAAAUCUGUGGCACACUACCUUGUCAAAACUCGAAUGCGUAGUGACCACGAAGAUCUAAGCUCUGCAGAUUCACCUUCCAGAAAGAGUAUAGUGCCAUUCACAGAGUUCACUAAUACUCUCUCAACUUCUCAAACUGAUGAUAACAAAACUUUGAAGGGGGGAGAACGCACACACUGUGACGGUGAUGAUGCAUAUUGUGAUGAAGAAGAUGUCAACGAGUGAAAACAAUGAUAAAAGAUAAGAAUGAUUUUUUCC
This is a messenger RNA of Solanum verrucosum, 966 nucleotides long. RefSeq lists its product as uncharacterized. The record is from RefSeq and is a predicted model, not a curated record. Gene Ontology annotation, cellular component: nucleus. The transcript has 5 exons. Gene Ontology annotation, biological process: regulation of DNA-templated transcription. The coding region runs from base 1 to 933 and encodes 310 amino acids. Lineage: Eukaryota; Viridiplantae; Streptophyta; Magnoliopsida; Solanales; Solanaceae.